Messenger RNA from Fomitiporia mediterranea MF3/22, 2316 nucleotides. RefSeq lists its product as uncharacterized. NCBI's taxonomy places the organism in Eukaryota, Fungi, Basidiomycota, Agaricomycetes, Hymenochaetales, Hymenochaetaceae. The record is from RefSeq and is a predicted model, not a curated record. The transcript is spliced from 3 exons. Bases 63 to 2015 code for a protein of 650 amino acids.
CCCACAUCAUCGUCUCUCAUCAUCGUCUCUCAUCAGCGCGCUUGCAUAUUGUGUUGUCGAGAAUGACCCAUAAGGUGUCCGCCACGGAUGUUCGCCUUUCCAGUCCACCCACCUUGAGAGGUGGUCUGCAUCUUUCAAGUGUCUCACAAAUUGGCACUCUUGAUAGACUAACCCAUGCAAGACGAGCCCUACAGCAGAAACUCGUGCGAAGUGAAGGAUCUGGCAGGGACGUUACGGAGCAGAAACUUCUUGACCUUCUCUGUGAAGUGGCAAUUGAUUCCCACUCGAAGCUGUCUGCCAUCUGUAAGAAGUACGAUAACAUGAAUGAGGCAAUCAAGGCCCAGCAGUCAGCUUUUUCUGGUCAUCGUCAGGUCGUAGAGGAAGAGGCGAGUGAGCAGGCGACCACAAUCACCGAACUCGUGCAGAAGUCGAGGUUGCUCGAGGGAAUUACUCUAGGUCAUCGUUCUGCUCCGUCUGCGUUCAUUGUACGAAGAGCGACGGACGUAGUUCGAUAUCAUGUCGCGCGUGGCUUUAUGAUUGUCCUCCCGGACUUCUUCGAGCCACGCGACAUCCUGAUUCGGUUCGAUGAGACAGCGACCUCAGUCAAUUGGAACAAAUUUCUGAGAGUGCUGAACGAUAAUUACCUCUUUCAUUUCCGCGUCGAGAAGACAGGAAGUGAAGGGUACAGAAUUCGGCCCCAUUACUCUGUUUUCUACCGUUUCGCAGGCACUGAGGGCAAGCGUCUUGAUGGCAUCGAGACCGAGGUUUAUCCAAAUGUCAAGCUCGUCGAGGAGUUUAUGGGUGAUAAUUUCGCCUACGAUGAUUGCUACGAGAACGGGCGAUUCGUCAGGGAAUCUCAAGUCGAUUUCUUGCGACGGAUCCUGGAGUUUUUCAUCCCCGCAUUGAUUUGGGAGUUUAACGUUGCCAAGAAGUUGCUCAUAUCCGCAGAUGCAAGUCUUCGUGAUGCGCAGGCACAGUAUGACUUUCAUUGCAAACUGGUGGAGGCAGUCCGCAGUGGCCAUAGUUAUGAUGACAUAGCACCCUCUCAGGUAUCUGUUGAUCGACAUGCCGCCUCCCGAUUUGAUAUCGGCACGGCUUUCGAGGUCCGGAAGCAGGAGCCAUGGAGUAAAUUUAUCCUUAGCAAGAGGUUGUCCUCGGGCUCAAUGCCAAAAGGUCCUGGCAGACAAUGGAAUGGCCGAGAGAAACGCAAGGCAGAUGCAGAUGGAGCCAGCUUGGAAGAUGUUCCACGCACCAGACUCAGGACUAGUCCAGUUUCUUCCACCAGAACGCUGUCCAAUACCAGUUAUAGCAGUAGCAGGCGCUACGAGCACGGCAUAGACGCUUUGUACCGCACAGCCGAGUCGUACGGCUCGUCUGAUCCACGCUCAUUUCUUCCGUCAUCCUCGCGUGACAAGGGCGCUGAACUUACAGAGUCAACCCCACUGUCCCCGCAAAACGGAGCCUCCGCAGCCGUCGAACCGGCGGUUAAGUUGUCUCAAUUGGCGAUGCUGUUGUUGGAGAGCUUGGAAGAGAGAGCGGAGGCUCUUAAGCGAAAUCUGGAGUAUGCUAAGAAGCGUUGCCAGAUAUAUUCCAUCAAGUUCAACGCGCUCAGAAUGUCAUUGCAUGCAAUUCUUGAUGCCAGGCUGAUGCGAGUAGCAGUGCUCGGAGACUCGUUCGUACGUCGAGUUGUGAAUCAGCUUGCACACAAGAAGCACGAAUACACCGACACGGUCCGCGAGGCACUGGCCAGUUCCGCGAUGUUGAUCAAAGAGUCUGGCUUGAGCGGAGACGAAGACGAGCAAGACAUCAACUAUGACGAGGCGCUGAAAGAAAUCGAGGAACAACUCUACUCGAGCAACGAUUACUUCGAAACGGGGAAAACAACCACAGAGAAGAAAAUCGAUUCAUUCGUUGAGGACAUGGCCACGCCGGUUGCAGGGAAAGUAAACUCAGACUACCACAUUCUGUUACAGUGGUUGGAUUCGCUGAAACCCAUACCGGCGGAAUCGACGUGAGUUGGCUUACCGCUGUUAGUCGUAAGUUGUAUUUGCUCGUCGGACGGACAUUGGGCCCCCGAGAACAUUCUCUCUGUCUUUAUGUGCUCCUGUCUUUGUCGGAAUUUGUGUAUCAGUAAGAAACCAUUGUUCGAUAUGGUGGUAGUGGUCUGCCUUUAUGCUUCCCUUCUGCUUUGUCGCUGUAGGUAUACAUCGUUCUAUGUAGGAGCACCAACAUACAUUUAUCCUCCCUUCUCGUGUAUGUUCGUCGGAAUUGGUGUACCAGAGUGCUUAUUUAUAAUCCCCUGUCGUUUGAACUUUC